GAUGUUUUGAGAAAUGCAGUCAACAAUACAGCCUCACAGAAACAAGCCAGUUUCCAAGCAUGCUUUGAAUUGGUUUUAUUUGUAAUCACAUGAUGUGAAGUGUCAUAUGACAUGGAGACGGACACGCUCAUUUUUGACUCACUUUCCCGGCGUGAUAACUUUACCAUUGUACAGAAGUUGGAGUGAAGCUUGGAUUUCGGAUUAAUUGCUGUUGUCUUAUUCACAAUUAAACAGCUCACUCAAAAUGAAGAGCUAUCAUCUGUUAUGGUGUCCAUCUUUAGCCGCUGCUUACUUGUUCGGAGUAGCGCUCAGUCAGACCACAAUCGGCCCCUCGGUUACAAACACUACAGACACCAGUGACUCUUCAUUGACCACCGUCCUUCCUCCUGCCUGCGGUGCAGUGAACAUAUCAUCCUGUGUGGCAUGUGCCCCAGGAACCCGCUACAACAAUGACACUCUGAACUGUUCUUGCUGUUCAGCCUCUGGCCUGUGUGAAUCUCAGGGAGACUGUCUGCCCUGCCCCCGAGGGCUCUACCAGCCUGUAGCAGCCCAGGAGUUCUGUAUCCCCUGUUCACAGGGCUUCUACACAAAUUCAACAGGAAGUCUGGUGUGUCAGGCCUGUCCACCAGGCUUUUACACAAACGCCACUGGGACCGCUGUGUGCAAAGGGUGUGCACCAGGUUAUUACACAUCUCAGCAAAAUGCGACCUCGUGUGAGCCUUGCCCAAAGGAGACAUUCUGCAACACUUCAAGCUGUGUGCGGUGCCGGGAAUGUCCUCUCGGGAAGGAGUCUCUGCAGAUCGCCUCUAUAGAGUGUACACCGUGCCGGCCAGGUAUGCACAGGAGUCCUGAGGAGAGCAUGUGCCAGAUCUGCAGUGUCGGCUAUUACCAGAUCAAGUGGGGGCAGGAGAGGUGUGAGAUGUGCCCCGAGGAACACUACUGCCCUAGCCCUGACGUGAAUCCGAUCAAGUGUCCGAACGAUGCCUUCUGUCCUGAGGGCAGCACCUCGCCUGGAUACUGCAUGGAGACCUUCUUCAGGAAGUCUGGAGAGACGUGUGAGCUGGCGCCCGCCUCCAUCGCUCUGCUGGUCAUCGCAGCCGGAAUGGCGCUCCUGUUUGUGAUCCUGCUGAUCCUGAGGCGGAGGAAGGAGUCUGACACUGAGCUGGCCGUGUCGCGGGCCCCGCUGCUGUGUAAGGACCGGCCGCUGGGCCGGGUGUAUGGCAUGGCCUGGGACUCCGAGCCUGUCUACGCUGGCUGGUAGAAUAUGAAACAUGUUCCCCAAGCUCUGGAGCAUUUUUUUUUUUUUUUAUAUAUAAAAAUAAAUAAGUUAAUAUCUCUUCCGAAUGCCUGGAACAAACCGAGACCCACACGACCACACGAGAGAUUUUCUUUGUGAAGUUUUUUGCAAUAAGAGAACUGCAGACUGUAACAACACUUACUGUUCUGUAAAUGGUUGCAUUCUGAACUUACCCUCACCUUGUAGUUUUUUUUUGUUUUUUACUGUGACUGCACUGAAAUACCACUCGAGUCUUAAUCGUGUCAGUUCUGAACAUUGAAUUUUGAGUGUUAUUGUUUCUAAUGUGGAAGUCAUUUUAAGCACCUUGUUUUUUCAAAGUUCCUGAUUUAAAAGUGCUUGCCUCUUUAUUUUGUAUUUUAUUUAUUUUUUACACCUAAGAGCUGCAGUCUCUUAAGCUAUGCGUGUUUGCUUGAGUGUGUGUUUGAACAGCUGAUAAAAACAUAUUUUGUGCUUGACUUUAGACAUGGCAUGCCUGUUUAUUUCCAGCAAUAUAGAUUUAAUAUAAAUGUAAAUCUAUAAAAUUACAUUCCCUUUUUCUAAUCCAUGGCUGUUCUGUUCAGAAUUAAAACACUACUACCUAAUUCAAAUGUUAUCGGCUCUCUUGCUUAAUUCCAGCAAUUCCUGUUUAACUGUGAUAAAGUGAGUCGUGCAGUGAAAUAAAAGUGCAUUUAUACCAGA
Acipenser ruthenus (sterlet) is the source of this 1975-nucleotide messenger RNA. Its product is annotated as major surface trophozoite antigen 11-like. NCBI's taxonomy places the organism in Eukaryota, Metazoa, Chordata, Actinopteri, Acipenseriformes, Acipenseridae. The transcript is spliced from 9 exons. Gene Ontology annotation, molecular function: protein binding. Bases 245 to 1261 code for a protein of 338 amino acids. The record is from RefSeq and is a predicted model, not a curated record.